This is a messenger RNA of Andrographis paniculata, 1428 nucleotides long. RefSeq lists its product as uncharacterized. Bases 102 to 1217 code for a protein of 371 amino acids. Gene Ontology annotation, biological process: SREBP signaling pathway. Gene Ontology annotation, molecular function: cholesterol binding; ubiquitin protein ligase binding. Gene Ontology annotation, cellular component: endoplasmic reticulum membrane; endoplasmic reticulum. Lineage: Eukaryota; Viridiplantae; Streptophyta; Magnoliopsida; Lamiales; Acanthaceae. The record is from RefSeq and is a predicted model, not a curated record. The transcript is spliced from 9 exons.
ACUUUUCUCGUUUUGCUCCAACACAGAAAUUCAGUAAACGUCACGACACCUAAAGCAGAAAGAGACUAUUUUGGCUUCGACACUUUCCUCUCUAUUUCCGUAUGGAACCUCAGCAUCAUCAGACACGGGAGACUCCGCCGCGGCGAGCGGCGGCCGGCGGCGGCGGCGGAGGCGGCGGCGAUUUCUCCGCCUUAUAUGCUGUUCUGUUAAUGUUCCUCGUUUUUGCUGCCAUGAUUAUACUUCCGUCGGCAUCUACUACAAUCAAUUUCUCUGCUUUGCAUCAAGUCCCUGAAGGUCACGUUGGGGUUUACUGGAGAGGCGGCGCCAUUUUGAAAACCAUCACCGAACCAGGUUUUCAUUUCAAAAUGCCGAUCCUAACUCACUUUGAGCCUAUUCAAGUGACAUUACAGACAGAUUUGGUCAGAGAUAUCCCUUGCGGAACAAAAGGCGGCGUAAUGAUAAAUUUUGAGAAGAUAGAAGUAGUUAAUCGACUUCACAAGGAUUAUGUAUACGACACGCUGCGCAACUACAGCAUCCACUACGACAACACGUGGAUAUACGACAAGAUCCACCACGAGAUUAAUCAGUUCUGCAGUGCACACACCCUUCAGCAAGUUUACAUCGACAUGUUUGAUCAGAUCGAUGAGAAGAUGAAAGACGCCCUUCAAGCCGACUGCACGCGCUAUGCUCCAGGCAUCGAAAUCAUCAGCGUACGCGUCACAAAACCGACCAUCCCCGAGAGCAUACGGCGCAACUUUGAACAAAUGGAAGAAGAGCGCACCAAGGUAUUGAUUGCAAUGGAGAGACAACGAGUGGCUGAGAAGGAAGCCGAGACACAGAAAAAAAUCGCGAUAAGUGAAGCUGAAAAAUAUGCUCAUGUUAGUAAAAUCCAGAUGGAACAAAAAUUGAUGGAGAAAGACAGCGCGAGGAGACAAGAGGAAAUAUCGAAUACGAUGUAUUUAGCUCGUGAAAAGAGCUUGGCUGAUGCUGAUUAUUACCGCACAAUUAAAGAAGCAGAAGCAAACAGAUUGAAGCUGACUCCCCAGUAUUUGGAACUCAAAUUUAUCGAAGCGAUUGCUAACAACUCGAAGAUAUAUUUUGGCGAUAAGGUGCCGAACAUGGUUUUGGAUCAAAGACUGCUCGGAAAUUUCUUACCGGAUUUGCUUCAGAAAGAUAAGAAGACAGAAGCUGAAUCGAAGCUCAAAUCCUCGUAUUAGCAAGACAAGAUGUUGUGAGGAUAAAUCCUUAAUUUCCUUGUCCAUAUUUUCUUGUGAGGUUGGAAUUGUCCAUGGUUGUUGAUGUGUGUUUUGUUUGCAAGAAAAGUUGUUUGGCGAGGGAGAAGUAUAUACAGUUUUGAGGAUUCUUUGGUUUUUUUUUUCUUUUUUUGGCUGAAUCUGAAUCCAAACAGUCCACGUGAUAAAUCUUUUA